Alligator sinensis (Chinese alligator) is the source of this 4302-nucleotide messenger RNA. RefSeq names its product mutS homolog 4 (gene MSH4). Gene Ontology annotation, cellular component: nucleus. Gene Ontology annotation, biological process: reciprocal meiotic recombination; mismatch repair. The record is from RefSeq and is a predicted model, not a curated record. The annotation marks the transcript as partial. Gene Ontology annotation, molecular function: mismatched DNA binding; ATP binding; ATP-dependent DNA damage sensor activity. NCBI's taxonomy places the organism in Eukaryota, Metazoa, Chordata, Crocodylia, Alligatoridae. The transcript is spliced from 20 exons.
ACGCCGGGCCGCCGAGGAGGAGGAGGAGAUUCAUACUUUGGGGACAAAAGUUCCUGUGCAGAGAAUAUUAGCACAGUUAAUUUUACAAGCUCUUCUUCAGCAAGAGGUUUGAAUAGCGCUUGGGUAGGAAAAACACCCCUCUCUUCUAGUAGGUCAGGUAGAAGCCGAACUCCUCUCAUGGGAUAUUCAGUUACUUCCUCGUCUGCAGUCUCUGCUCAUAACACCGCGUCAGUUAUUGUAGCAGUAGUAGAAGGAAGAGGACUUGCCCGAGGUGAAGUAGGAAUGGCUAGUAUUGAUUUAAAAAAUCCCCAGGUCAUUUUAUCCCAAUUUGCAGACAAUUCAACAUAUGCUAAGGUUGUCACUAAACUCAAGAUUUUAACACCACUAGAAAUAAUAAUGUCAAAUACUGCCUGUGAUGCAGGAAAUGCAACAAAAUUGUUCAGUUUGAUAACAGAUAAUUUCAAGAAUGUGACUUUUUCUACUGUCCAAAGAAAAUACUUCAAUGAGACAAAGGGGUUGGAACACAUUGAACAGUUGUGUGCAUCUGAAUUCAGUACUGUCCUAAUGGAAGUUCAGUCCAAGUAUUACUGUCUAGCAGCUGCAGCAGCUUUACUAAAAUAUGUUGAAUUUAUUCAAAAUUCAGUUUAUGCUCCUAAGUCACUCAAAGUUUGUUUCCAGGGAAGUGAACAAACAGCUAUGAUAGAUUCAUCAUCAGCCCAAAACCUUGAACUAGUAACUAAUAAUAGAGAUUCUCGGAACAGACACACACUUUUUGGAAUUCUAAAUUAUACUAAAACUCCAGGUGGAAGCCGAAGACUUAGGUCCAAUAUCUUGGAGCCUCUGGUUGAUGCAGAAACAAUUAACACAAGACUGGAUUGUGUCCAGGAACUACUCCAGGAUGAGGAACUGUUUUUUAGUCUUCAGGAAGUUAUUUCAAGAUUUCUGGAUACCGAACAACUUCUUUCAGUUUUAGUACAACUCCCAAAGCAGGACACAGUUAAAGCAGCUGAAUCAAAAAUAACUAAUUUAAUCUACCUGAAGCAUACCCUAGAGCUUGUGGAUCCUCUAAAGGCUGCCUUACGAAGCUGCAAGACACCUUUGCUAAAAGCAUACUACAGUUCUCUGGAAGAUAAACGGUUUGGAAUCAUACUUGAAAAAAUUAAGACAGUCAUUAAUGAUGAUACCAGAUACACAAAAGGCUGCUUGAAUAUGAGGACCCAGAAGUGCUAUGCUGUAAGACCAAACAUCAAUGAAUUCCUUGAUAUAGCUCGUAGAACAUACACAGAGAUAGUGGAUGAUAUAGCAGGAAUGAUAGCACAGCUUGCAGAAAAAUAUAACCUCCCUUUGAAGACAAGUUUCAGUUCUUCUCGUGGAUUUUUUAUCCAGAUGAAUGCAGACUCUGCAGUUUUAUCCAAUGGUCAGCUUCCUUCAGAAUUCACAAAGAUUAUGAAAAUAAAAAAUACAUAUAGCUUUAUUUCAGCAGAUGUGAUUAAAAUGAAUGAAAGGUGCCAGGAGUCUUUGAGAGAAAUUUAUCACAUGACCUACUUAAUAGUGUGUAAACUACUGAGUGAGGUCUAUGAACAUAUUCAUUGUCUGUACAAACUUUCUGACACUGUAUCCAUGCUGGACAUGCUGCUGUCAUUUGCCCACACCUGCACUAUUUCUGACUAUGUUCGCCCAGAAUUCACUGAUACCUUAGCAAUCAAGCAGGGAUGGCAUCCUAUUCUUGAAAAGAUAUCUCUGGAAAAACCCAUUCCUAACAAUACAUAUCUCACAGAGGGCAGCAAUUUUGUCAUUAUCACAGGACCAAAUAUGAGUGGAAAAUCAACUUACCUAAAACAGAUUGCACUAUGUCAAAUUAUGGCACAGAUUGGUUCUUAUGUUCCAGCAGACUAUUCUUCUUUUAGAAUUGCUGAACAAAUUUUUACUAGAAUUGGUAUGGAUGAUGAUAUAGAAACAAAUGCAUCAACAUUCAUGAAGGAAAUGAAAGAGAUAGCCUAUAUCAUACAAAAUGCUAAUGACAGAUCACUUAUUAUAAUUGAUGAACUUGGCAGAGGUACCAGUACUGAAGAAGGUAUUGGCAUUUGUUAUGCAGUCUGUGAAUAUCUAUUGAGUUUAAAGGCAUUUACACUAUUUGCUACACAUUUUCUGGAACUGUGUCAAAUAGAUGCUUUAUAUCCCAAUGUGGAAAACAACCAUUUUGAGGUGCAACAUGUGAGAAGCAGUACUGGAAAUAAAGAAAAAAUUGCUUAUACUUACAUACUUUCAAAGGGACACACGGAAGAAAAAAACUAUGGUUUAAAAGCUGCAGAAGUUUCCUCUCUACCUCCAUCAAUAAUUUUGGAUGCAAAGAAUAUCACAAAUCAUAUUACUCGACAAAUUCUGCAAAGACAAAGAAGCACUCCCGAGACAUUAAGACAGAGGGCUGUUUAUCAUCUGGCAACAAGGCUUGUUCAGACUGCCAGGAACUCUCGAUUGGAUCCAGACAGCUUGCGAAUAUACUUGAAAGGCCUGAAGAAAAAGUAUGAAGCUGACUGUCCAGUGUUUGGGCAAACUGAAGGGCAACUGUAGUGUAUGAAUUAUGGUAAUAGACUAAUUGUUACGGUGAAGACAAGGCUUAUUGUCUAUCACACCAUAUUGUUAGCAAUAGUUUUCCAUUAAAAAAAAAACUUUCAAUUUAAUAUAAAUUAUACUCAUUACUGUCAUACUCAUAGAUGGUCUCCACAUGUGAUUAUAUGCCAAGUUAUUCUUCUGAAGCAAAUUUGAAACAGAAGCAUCUGCUUUAUAUAAUGGAAAUCAGUAUUAUAAUAAUAAUAUUCCCCUUUAUUUAUUUUGAGAGAGACAAAUGCAAAUAGUAUUUUAACUACUCAAGGCUCGAUAGUUCAGCAUUAGUAUUAUACAGUAUACAGAUCUUAUACAGAUGUAUAAGAGAUCUUGGCCAGCGAAAAACUGGCACUGUGACUUGGGCAGAAAAGCUAUACUUUUCUCCCUUGCUGUGCAGCCACUGAGUUUGCUCAUUCUUCGGGGGGAAUUCCACCUAUUUUCUGUAUAACGUUUAAUUCAGCAUUUGGCUAACAACUCAAGACUGCUUCCUCCCCAGAUUUGGAGUUCUUAUCCAACUCAUUUGUUGCUCAUUUGCUUGCACAACUAUGAUAGUCUCAUUCAAGAGGAUGAUAUUACAGGAUGAACUUUUUCCCCUGUGUCCCUCCAGCUUUGUUACAGUUGUCCAGUGCUGGCUAACAAAUCUACUCUGGAACGUAUUUGGGAAAAGAAGAAUGUGCCUGUUAGCCUGAAGUCUACAUGCCCAUUGAGAAAAUGGCCAUGAGAUGGACAAUGCUUGGUAUGUUAAUGAUGAAAGACUCAGAGCAGAAGCCCCAUUUUCAGACUCUGGGUAUAGUGGGGGCUCCACUUUAUGAUUUCUGUAGCAGCAGAGGAAAAUGAAUAGGUAUGUUUCAAAAUAGAAAAUUAGAUGUUAUGCAGAGUGUGUCAUACAUUUUUUUUUCCAUCCCAUGGAGCUGGGUUAAAUCGUUUAAGAGACAUAGCUCCUGUGGGAAAGAGGAAUGGACAACAGCAUUAAUAGGGAGUUGUGGGAAGCCAACUACUUCUUUAGUCUUUGUGGAUGACUCCCUGAUAAAAAUGGGAUGUGUUUUGGCUUUCUACUUCAGCAUUACUGAUGGUUGAUUGUUUUUUAAAAAAGGCAUUGGCAUUGAACUCUUUGUCAAAACACAUUUACACCUAGUUACAAGUAGCAUCCAAGAUUACUACCUUAAGACUGGAAGAGACCAGAGGAAGAGUUAUUUCAGUUCUAUUGUUCUAUUUUGUUUUCUUUGUGAAUUUAACAAUAAUUUGUUAUAGUAACUUUCACUCUUAUGUUAAUGUCUAGUUUCACAAAUUGAAAGGUAAGGCAGGACAUUUACCGCUCAGGAGUUCACUUUUGCUGAAAAUGUAUUCAGUUGCAAUUUAGCCAAUGAGGCCUGAGGUGUACUCUUGGAGUUACUGAGUGCUUCUCUACCUCAUAAGGGAGAUUCAAAAGGAAUAGGUUCUGCCUACUUCCUCCUCAAGGACCUAUGUGGAAGUUCAGUCUAGCUAAAAAAGUAAGAUGUUUCUUUUGAAACAAUAUAAUUUUAUAAUUUAAGUAUUUGUUUAACAUUUAAUAAAUGCCUAUUCUAAAUUAUAGUAGUUUACUUUUUUCUUGAACAUAUGUUAUUAUUUACUUCCUACAUCUUAAAGACACCUGUAAAAAAAAAAACUUUUAAAGUCUAAAUUUUCUGCAGUUUGAUUCAUUUCAGCACUUUUGUUUCA